UCCUGUUCACUCCAACCACUCCACCCCUCAACCUCUUUAUAAUGACCCUCCUCUCCUUUCCUCUCCUCUCAAGCGUCCUUCUCCCCCCUUGCCUCUCUUCUUUUUGAACAGGGCCCAAAAUGGCUGGUUACACUUCGGUCGCCUUGGGUGCUCUCUUCCUCAUAAGUUGCGUCGCAUGGGGCUCGGCCACCGUUUACACCGUCGGGGAUACAUCAGGCUGGACGUCGGGCGUCGAUUACUCUACCUGGACCAGUGGCAAAUCCUUUGCGGUUGGCGAUAGCCUUGCGUUCAACUACGCCAGUGGGGCUCACACCGUGACCGAGGUGAGCUCGAGCGACUACGAUUCCUGCUCGUCAAGCAACGCCAUCAGCAACGACAGCAACGGGCCGACGACGAUCCAACUCAAGACGCCAGGCACGCACUACUUCAUUUGCGCAAUACCCGGUCACUGCAGCGGUGGGAUGAAGCUCGCCGUCACGGUCGGAGGAUCGUCCUCCGGCUCACCGACCACCCCCUCCCCUCCAUCCACCUCCACCACGCCUACGCUCACUCCGCCCACAACCACCACCACCGGCACCCGCCGUUCUGGCGCUGGAGGCCUCGCACCGGCAUCGGCGAUGGUGGCGCUCACUGGGCUGGCGGUGCUACUCUUCUAGGCCCGGCCAGGGUAGAGACAGUGCUCCUGCUCUAUUAUUGAGUCAUUUCUUGUAUUUUAGGUGGCUAGAUAUCAUUGUGUUGGGAGAAUGCUCAUGGAACAUGGUGGUUAUUGAUGUAUCGUCAUGACUAUAGCUUUAUUUGAGUGUGAUAGCCUGUACAAUUUGGACAUCUGCUGUGAUGGUUUAAGGUUAAUUUCUAGGCUCUACGUUUUCUUUUGUUGCUUUGGUUGGUUAAAGGAUUUGGUGGAUGAUGAUGCAUGGAUGGACAUGAAAGAAUGGUCAUGGGACUUUUGUGAGUUA
This is a messenger RNA of Phoenix dactylifera (date palm), 956 nucleotides long. Its product is annotated as mavicyanin-like. The record is from RefSeq and is a predicted model, not a curated record. Gene Ontology annotation, cellular component: plasma membrane. Gene Ontology annotation, molecular function: electron transfer activity. NCBI's taxonomy places the organism in Eukaryota, Viridiplantae, Streptophyta, Magnoliopsida, Arecales, Arecaceae.